Messenger RNA from Raphanus sativus (radish), 2391 nucleotides. Its product is annotated as topless-related protein 1. The record is from RefSeq and is a predicted model, not a curated record. Gene Ontology annotation, biological process: regulation of DNA-templated transcription. The coding region runs from base 458 to 2062 and encodes 534 amino acids. Gene Ontology annotation, molecular function: protein binding. NCBI's taxonomy places the organism in Eukaryota, Viridiplantae, Streptophyta, Magnoliopsida, Brassicales, Brassicaceae. The transcript is spliced from 13 exons.
UAAUUUACUGAGCACUGUUCGUAAAGUCUAUACUUACUGAUAAGAUACUACUAUUGUUUUCUUAAAAAAAAUUGAUUCCUCAUCGAUAAGCUAGUUAUCUUAUAACGUCGCUCUACCACUAUAAGCAGCCUAACUUAUCGUAUCCUGCAUAUAAUUUUGUUUCCCAACUAUGCCGCGCGCACUAUACUUACUGAUAAGAUACUACUAUUGUUUUCUUAAAAAAAAUUGAUUCCUCAUCGAUAAGCUAGUUAUCUUAUAACGUCGCUCUACCACUAUAAGCAGCCUAACUUAUCGUAUCCUGCAUAUAAUUUUGUUUCCCAACUAUGCCGCGCGCACUGGCAUCUAAAAAAGAAAAUAAAAGCGAACUCUCUCUGCUCUAAUCGCUCUCUGCUCUUGGUGGCAUUCCCAGAUUCGUCGAUCGGCGAAACCUAAUCAUCGAUCUAAUCUCUGCAGAGCAAUGGCUACUCUCGAGAAGGAACUCAUGUUCUUGAUUCUUCAAUAUCUCGGUGAAGAGAAAUACAAGGAAACUGUUCACAGAUUGGAAUCGGAGUCUGGUUGUUACUUCAACAUGCGUUACUUUGAAGAGCUGGUGACUCAAGGCGAGUGGGACGAGAUGGAGAAGUAUCUUUCUGGAUUCUCCAAGAUUGAGGAUAACCAACAGUCCAAGCAAAUCUUCUCUGAAAUCCGAAAGCAAAAGGAUCUCGAAGCGUUAGAUAAAACCAAUGCACAUCUCUCCACGUCGGCAAGGGGUGCUCUGUUUCGUGACUUGAAGAACUUGAUAGAGGCUAAUCCACUCUUCCGCGACAAACUCGAUUUUCCUCGUCUCAAGUCUUCAAUGUUGCGUACUCUAAUCAACCGAGGGUGCUUGGCUGAUCAAUCUACCCCUUUUGCAGCUACGGAGAACAAUGAACUGCGAACUCUGCCUACUUGGAAGUCCAAAAGAAUCUAUAAAUUUGUAGGUGGGGGAUCUAAAGUUACAGAGAUUACAAAGCCAUCUCAGUGCUACUCCUUGAGGCUCCCCGACAAUGUGACUGACACGAAGGUCAAGGUUUCUAGAUUAAUUUACACAAAUUGUGGAUCUCAAGUACUGGCCUUGGCUUCUAAUGGAGAGCACAAGUUGUGGAAAUGGGAGAAUAGCGAUGAUAGUUUGGAUGGAAAGGCAACGGCUAAAGCACAACCAGUAUUAUGGACACCUAAAAAUGGGAUUACGAUGAUUAAUGAGUUAAGUGAUGCAUACCCGGAAGUGGCUAUUCCAUGUCUUGUCCUCUCCAAGAGUGACUCCUAUAUUGUGUCAGCUUCAGGGGGGAAAAUCUCUUUGUUCAACAUGGUGACCUUCAAGUCUGUGACGACCUACAUUCCCCCACCUCCUGCAGCAACAUUCCUUGAGUUACAUCCAUCAGACAAUAAUAUUAUUGGCAUUGCCUUGGAGGAUUCAUCUAUCCAAAUCUACAAUCUUGUGACUAGCGAGGUGAAAGCCACAUUGAAAGGUCAUCGGAACAGAAUAACAGGGCUUGCUUUCUCAGUGGCUCUGGACAUUCUAGUUUCUUCUUGUGUUGAUACACAGUUGUGCAUUUGGAGCAUGGCUGGAUGGGAGAAGCGAAGUAGUACGUAUAUGGAUAAACCAAGGGGAAGAUUAAUGCCGGCUGUUUCAGAUACACGCGUGCAGUUCCAUCAAAAUGGGAUUCAUAUGUUGGUGAUCAAUGAAAAGCAAAUAGCCAUUUACCAUGCUGAAAAACUGGAUUGGUUCGGCUGGUGGGUUGACAAGACUGGUGGUGGAAUCACAUCAGGUGCAUAUUCAGGUGAUAGCCAGUCAAUCUUCGCGAGCUUGAAAGAUGGUACUGUCUGUGUCUUCACUGCGUCAAAUCUCAGUCUGCUAUGUCGGAUUAAACCAACAGCUUACUUGCCUUCCAACCCAAGCAAAAGUGUGUAUCCGCUAGUGAUCGCAGCUCAUCCAUCGGAGGCUAACCAGUUUGCCGUAGGGCUCAGUAAUGGCCAUGUCUAUGUGGUUGAACCAUCGGAAUCAGAAGGAAGAUGGGGAACCUUGCCUACAGGCUCCACCUGAAAACUUUUAAACUUUCUCUCAAGAGUCUAUCCGCUAGUGAUCGCAGCUAAUCCAUCGGAGAGUAACCAGUUUGCAGUAGGGCUCAGUAAUGGCCAUGUCUAUGUGGUUGAACCAUCAGAAUCAGAAGGAAAAUGGGGAACCUCGCCUCCAGGCUCCUCCACCUGACAACUUUUAAAGUUUCUCUGUAUAGUUUUUUUGCUUUGUAUAGGCAUUUUGUCUUUUUGAUUUAACUCAAAAGAUCUCAAACCUUAAGGGUAUAUAAUUGAAAACCAAACACAUGUAAAAUCCCUAAAAGCAUCGCAAAACUGAUUUCUUCUGCCUUCUUAGCA